UUUCAGAGUUUCCAGUACUCUAAUUUUCACAAUGAAUUUGUUUCGUGAGUUUUUGAUUGUUCUCCUCUUCAAUAUGGCAACACCUUAUUCCUGGCAUAACCAAGACUCGUAUUACUGUAUCCGAUCAUUUUGCACUGUUGCACUGGGAGAUACACGUGACUGUCAGAAGAACAUUUCAUUUCUUUCGAGCGAUCCGAAAACCCAACAAAAAGCAUUUACAACCGGGAAGACAUGUUUUUUCGACACAAUAAAGUCGAUUUGUGACAAACCGAUUAUUGAAAACAUUUCGAAAAAUUAUGACAAGUAUCUUGAAACUAUCACUAAAAAACCAGAAAAUGUCUCCGAUUGUUUUGAUCCUCAUUAUCUUUUCGCACAGUGUAGAUGGAGACAAUCUGGAAGAGAUGCUUAUCUUCUGCUUAAGAAUUAUAAAAACUCUACCAAGAAGUUCGAAGCAAAAGAUGUGGCAAACAUAAGCAAAGUGUGCCAAGGUUUUAAGAAUUCUACUUACAGUUGUUCACCUCACGAUUCGAGCACGCGGAUGGUAGAAGAUGAGUGUGAUGUCAUCGACUUAAAACAGACACCGUUUAUUGCUUGCUUGUCAAAGAUACGUGCAAACAAAGAAGCUCUGCCAAAAUACAAAUGUGUGAAUUUUGAUUUUCAAACCAAAAAAGUGUCUACAUUAAUGCAAAUGUUUACAACCAAAAAAUGGUGUAACAAAUGGAUUAUGAAGAAGCAUUGUGGUAAAUCUUCUGUAGCCGAUUUUAAGAAGCAUGCAGCAUUGUUUGUGAAAACUCUUAAUAGCACAUUGAGUUAUUUUACUGGUUAUAACCCUAUUUAAUCAUAAAAUAAAGUUGUGCAUUGUUU
This is a messenger RNA of Caenorhabditis elegans, 864 nucleotides long. It is a transcript of the gene ZK105.13, whose product is annotated as T20D4.11-like domain-containing protein. The coding region runs from base 32 to 838 and encodes 268 amino acids. The transcript has 3 exons. The record is from RefSeq and is marked reviewed. NCBI's taxonomy places the organism in Eukaryota, Metazoa, Nematoda, Chromadorea, Rhabditida, Rhabditidae.